AUGCUAUACAAUAAUCUAUACUGGAAUUAUUUAACUAUUUUUGUGUUGUACUGUUUCCUAUUGAUCAAACCUGUGUCAAAUCAAGGCUUAGCGUGUUUCAAAUGCAUGACCACAAAUCCAUCCGACGAUGGGUGCCGCGAUCCAUUUUCUUCAGUGAUUAAUCCAGUGCAGACUAAUUGUCAGGCGACAUCGGUGGGCAAAAAUGGAACAUUUCCGGCUCGAUUCUGUGUUAAAAUUAGCGGUCGUGUGUUAAGCAUCGAUAGCGGUGGGAAUAAUUCCUUGUUAAAUACAUUUAUCUAUUAUCGAACAUGCGUUGUUGAUAACAUCAUGGAAUCCACUAAAUCAUUGGAAUCAUCCGGCAAUUUUCGAUUGAAACAUUUUCAAAAUAUGCCCGGUACAAUUCGUCUUCAAGGUACAAUGUCCCUUUGUAUAUACGAUGGUUGUAAUCAAGCAAGAAACUAUUAUUCGUCAUUAUCAAUUAUUCUUAUGUCUAGUUUCUUUCUAAUAUUUAAACACUAUUAUUAA
Molecule: messenger RNA, 525 nt
Organism: Adineta ricciae
Lineage: Eukaryota; Metazoa; Rotifera; Eurotatoria; Adinetida; Adinetidae
Source: the annotation of a GenBank genome assembly